Messenger RNA from Heterostelium album PN500, 816 nucleotides. RefSeq lists its product as uncharacterized. The transcript has 4 exons. The coding region runs from base 1 to 816 and encodes 271 amino acids. The record is from RefSeq and is a predicted model, not a curated record. NCBI's taxonomy places the organism in Eukaryota, Evosea, Eumycetozoa, Acytosteliales, Acytosteliaceae.
AUGACAAAGUUCUAUACUUCUAAAACAACAACUAUAUUUCAAGGAAGAAUAUUGAAAUCGAAACCACUUAUAAUUCUAUUAUUCUUUAGUUAUUAUAAUAAAUCGGAUUUAAAAGAAAGACAAAAAGAGAUAGAUUCUGUCAUAGAAAAGAAUCUGAAGAAUCCUUAUAUUAAUAAGAUAUGGCUGUUUGUCGAGCCAGGCAACGAACCUUCACAUCUCCUUAAGAGUAGGUUCAAUCGACAAAAGUGUAAUUUAAUACCGAUCGACGAUAAACCGAUGUAUGGUGAUAUGUUUCGAUAUGCUCAACAGAAUUUGAAUGGCCAGAUCGUUGCAAUCACCAACACCGAUAACUACUUUGACGAAACUCUAAAGCUACUGGUCGAUCCCACCAUCGAUUGGAAUGAGCGAAUGUUCUUCCUGACACGUCUAGAGGAUCACAACGGUAACAUUCUCGACAUGGAGAAAUGCACAAGAUUCUACGAUUCCUACGAUUCAUUCAUUUUUAAAUCACCUCUGAACAACACCUCACUGCUUUUCAGUAAGCUAGAUAAAAUCGAAUAUGGUACAGAAGACGUUGAAAAUAUAAUAUUGAAAGCAUUGUAUGAGUCGAAUGGUAUAAUGGGAGAGGAUCCUUGUGAGUUUCUAAGACUUUACCAUCAUCAUCACGAUGAUGAGAAUAGAGAACAACACAAAGCAGUGGAUGAGAAAGACAUUAGAUCAAACUAUCCACUAAAGAUCUCAGAGCUAUCACCUCCAUCAUUAAAUAUAUUGAUUAUAUCCAUUCGAAUAUUAGAACUUUUGAAAAGAUAUUCUUAA